CGCGUCUGAUGCUGUUAAAAGAUAAAGACUCGGAGGGAACAGAGGAAGUUCUGAGCCCCUCAACAAAGGAUUCAAAGUUAAAGAAGGUCAAAUCAAAGCAAGAAAAAGGAAACAAGAAGUUGUUUCGGUCUCAGGACGAUGAACACAUCUUGCUGACAGGAGUCACUGUCUCUCACAGAAGAGGGUCUGCUAAGAAAAACUGGGAGGACGACAAGAGUAAAGACAAAGCGCACUGUCUAUGGGACAGCAUCACCAUGACGAUGAAGCAAAUCACACCUACGAGGAAGAUUGACAAGAUUGAGGGCUGGGAGCCGCCUCAGCUGAACGACGGGGCGGAGGAGGAAAAAAAUGAGUCGGAGAAGAAGAGGAGUGACUCGUCCAUGCUGUCACUGUCUCUGCCGCAUUCUCUGGGUUUGCCGUCCUGGGUUGGCUUGGGUUCGGAGGAGGACUCGUCUCGUUAUGCUAGUCUGACUGAAUCACAGACGGGCGGCCCUGCCCAGUGGGCGGCUCGGGCGCGAGAUAAAUUAGCCGCCGUUCGUCGCCGAAGUCCAGCCGGCCUAUCAGAGAGUAACUGGGAGGGGUUAAAAUGAUUUCCAUAUCAAUGUCUAUAAGGAUGGCCACACCCCCUUGUAUGCCAACUCUAAUUGGACAGCCCACUGAUGUAAAGAUGUGAAGAGUAGGACCCUCAGACCAAGAGUGCCUUCUUCCAAUGCCUGUCAACGAUUUAUUGUCACUUUUCCAUUUGAUAUAAAAUGAGCUUCCAACUUUUGAAUGAAGCCUCCUCGUUGAACUCAUAAUAGUUGGUGUCUGACAUCACUGACCAAUCACCAUGGCGUUUUGUAAAUUACUUUUAAAAUCUAAAUGACAUUUAAACCCUCAAAGAGCGAGUUCAUCCAAAAAUGAAAAUAUUGUCAUCAUUUAUUCACCUAUCAUUCCAAACCUGUUUGUUUUUCUUUCUUUCUUCUGUGGAGCACAAAAGAUUUAGAUUAGCGGAAUAUCCCAAGAACCAUAGACCUAGUCAGGUUAGAACCAUAAACCUCAGUCAGACGCCAUGUUAAAUUUAACGCAGAUGAUAAUGAGGCUUGCCAUCUUUUCAAUGGUACGUACUGUAUACAGGUCCUAGAUCACAUCAUUUUCACAACUUUCAAAACUGCUUUAUUAAGUUUUUGUCUACUGAAAGACCUUUCGUCAGCUUAACAACCAGCAUGUUUUUAAACCGAAUGCACUGUACUUCUAUCCCUCACAACCUUGUUUUCACCCCUGUCCAAAAAUAUGGCGUUACCCUGACCAAGUCUGUCUAUACAAUAGAUAAUAGACAAUAAAGUAUCAUAAAUAUUGUCCAAAUGACUUUAUUAUGAGUGUUUUUAUUUUUCGAUAAAGUUAUGUGAGAAACAGCCUAAGAAUAAGUCGUUGUUUACAGCAACAAGUCUCCAUUCAUCUUUCUCCAGUCAUUUUAUGAACAGUCAGUCAGUCAGUCAUUCUGCUAAACUUCUCUUUUUCACAGAAUAAAAUCAAACUGGUUUGGGAUGGCAUAACGGUGAAUAAAUGAUGACGUAAUAUCCAUUUCGUAGGUAAACUCCGUCUCUUUAAAUCUACAUUUUAUCAGCGCCGAUUAGUCUGAGUGAGACUCUCAGCAGCCAUAAUCAUUCCUGACGAGAGAUCGGUGCUUUGUAUGUAAUGCUUGAAUCUUCUAUUCAGCUGUGGUUAAUUCACUAUAGAUCAAGAGUCAAUGUGAAUUGAUGUAGAAACGCCUUCCACUGAUCAGUGUAGAUUUACAGUCACUACUGCCUGCUGAUUCACAAUCAUAAUGUACUGUAAUUACUCUAUGCAAUCCUUUCCUUGCUGUAAUCCCAAACUACUUGCUAUAUUGAUCAUGCUAGCAAUAUAUUCAGUGCCACUUUUCAGUCAAGACAAUACCAAUACAAUAAGACAUUUUCCCCAAAAGUUUUAAUUAUUUUAGGUAACGUUGUUUCUUGCAAAUGCUUGAUAGUACCAAACACAUCCUACACAGCCAUUUCAAUGACAUUUAAAUUAUUGGAAUAGUAAAGGAAUAUUACAAAGUUCAGAGAAAGGAUAUAAAAUACAUUUGUUCAUAAAUAGCAAGGCUUACAUUAGAUUUUCCAUCUGCCCUCGCGGCAGAUUUGACAAAAAUGUAUCGUAAAAAGUUUUGUGCAACAAAUGUACACUUUAGUGUUGACACAUCAAAUAUAUAUGCACAGCAUGACAAAACAACACGAGAGCUCACGUAAACAUUAUCUAAGACUACUUCUGACGUGCAUUUCAUUGGUAUAGAAAUGAAAAUACAUACAUGAAAAGACAAUAUAAUCUCUGCUUAGGAUCUCUUUUCACUUCAGUUUAUCUUUCCCAAAAUCAAGUUCGUUUUCUUUUUUUUCCCAUUUUUUAACAAAAAAUCCUUCACAAAUCCUGACUCUUUUUGCAGUUCAUCUCCCAUCUUUCUGUGCUUAAAGAACAGAGAUCGGAAG
Messenger RNA from Sinocyclocheilus grahami, 2483 nucleotides. Its product is annotated as testis development-related protein. Gene Ontology annotation, cellular component: nucleus; cytosol. Gene Ontology annotation, biological process: spermatogenesis. The record is from RefSeq and is a predicted model, not a curated record. Lineage: Eukaryota; Metazoa; Chordata; Actinopteri; Cypriniformes; Cyprinidae. The transcript is spliced from 5 exons. Bases 9 to 590 code for a protein of 193 amino acids.